This is a messenger RNA of Megalops cyprinoides (Indo-Pacific tarpon), 7187 nucleotides long. RefSeq names its product sulfite oxidase-like. The record is from RefSeq and is a predicted model, not a curated record. The transcript has 4 exons. Gene Ontology annotation, cellular component: mitochondrion. Lineage: Eukaryota; Metazoa; Chordata; Actinopteri; Elopiformes; Megalopidae. Gene Ontology annotation, molecular function: heme binding; oxidoreductase activity; molybdenum ion binding. The coding region runs from base 240 to 2006 and encodes 588 amino acids.
GUAUUUUCAUAUUGCUUGUUAGCCAAGUGUAUGUGUUGCGCCCACAUCAUGGAAGGUCAGAUUAUCUUCGAACAUCACUGUUUUCUCAUUUACUGUGGAGAGGUGGAGCCUUAAGUAGUGAACGUUAGCUAGCUAGUUGGUCAGUCGGUGGAAGAGAGCGAAAGAGCAGGGAAGGAGUUGCUUGUCAGUAAGGGUCCGGGAGACAAUUUCAUGAACUUCAGAAAGAGUGACUCGGUCCAAUGCUGUCCCUCAGGCACUGUCAAGGGUUAACCAGGGUCAGCCUGCUCAGGGCCCACAGGUUUCAGCCAAGGCACACCGCAGUCUCCCCUCUGGUGUGCGGAGGUAGCCAGUGCACCUGGCAGAGCAGCAGCGCUGGCAGUGGCGGGCACCAUGACUCGGGUCCGCGAUACCGCCCCCCCUCCCCCGGCUGGAGUCACGUGAUUGCUGGGCUGUUGGCCGGGACUGGAGCCGUGCUGGUGUACAGACUACACCGAAGUCAGGUGGAGCAAGCAGCCACGAACAUCCACCCCAUCGGAGAGGCCUGCUUGUUCCCCAUCUAUACUCAGGAGGAGGUGACCAAGCACCGCACCCUGGCCGAUGGGGUCUGGGUGACCUAUAAGGGCGGGGUCUACGACAUUACAGAUUUUGUGGCUAUGCACCCAGGCGGUAAUAAGAUCAUGCUGGCAGCAGGGGGCGCCCUGGAGCCCUUCUGGGCGCUGUAUGCCGUGCACGGGCAGGACCAUGUUCUGGAAAUCCUGAGUGAGUAUAAGGUGGGGGAGUUGAGCCCGGAGGACUGCAAGCAGCAAGAGGCCAGCCCUUCCGACCCCUACUCCAGUGACCCCCCCAGGCACCCAGCGCUGAGGGUCAACAGCCAGAAGCCAUUCAAUGCUGAGCCCCCCCCGGAGCUGCUCUCCGACAGCUUCAUCACCCCCUCCGCCAUCUUCUUCAAGCGCAAUCACCUCCCUGUGCCCAAGGUGGACCCUGAGACCUACCGGCUGGAGAUCGAGGGCCUCCCGGGGGGGCCAGUGUCUCUGUCGCUAGCAGAGCUGAAGUCACAGUUCCCUAAGCACACAGUGACAGCCACACUGCAGUGCGCGGGGAACCGGCGCUCAGAGAUGAACCAUGUCAAGCAGGUGAAGGGCCUGAACUGGGGCAUCGGUGCCAUCAGCAACGCCACCUGGUCGGGUGCCCGUCUGCGGGACGUGCUGAUAGCCGCAGGCUACACGCUGUGCACAGUGGCGCAGCAUGUGCAGUUUGAGGGGCUGGACAGGGACGUGAUGGGCACUACGUACGGGGCGUCCAUCCCACUCCAGAAGGCAGUGAGCGAGGAUGGCGACGUGCUGCUGGCCUAUGAGAUGAACGGUGAGGAGCUGCCUGCAGACCACGGCUUCCCGGUGCGCGUGGUGGUGCCCGGCACUGUGGGCGCUCGCAACGUCAAGUGGCUGGGCAAGAUCACGCUGAGCCAAGAGGAGAGCAGCAGCCACUGGCAGCAGAACGACUACAAGGGCUUCUCCCCGAGCACCGACUGGGACACGGUGGACUUCAAGUCUGCCCCCGCCAUCCAGGAGCUGCCUGUGCAGUCGGCCAUCACGCAGCCGGCGGAGGGGAGCGCGGUGGACCGCGGCGCAGGCAAGCUGACGGUGAAGGGCUAUGCCUGGAGCGGUGGGGGGAGGGAGGUGGUGAGGGUGGAUGUGUCGCUGGACGGCGGCCGGACGUGGCAGGUGGCACGGCUGCAGGGUGGAGAUGAGCAGGAGGGGCCGGCUGAGGCCUCACCCCUGGGCCAGGCGUGGGCGUGGAAGCUGUGGGAGCUGACGGCACCCCUGCCCGAGGGCACCCAUGAGCUGGAGAUUGUGUGCAAGGCGGUGGACAACAGCUACAACAUGCAGCCCGACUCUGUGGCCCCCAUAUGGAACCUCAGAGGUGUCCUGAGCAACGCCUGGCACCGAGUGACAGUGAGAGUGGAGGAGGAGGAGGAGGAGGAGGAGGAGGAGGAGGAAGAGGACUAGACCCGUGCACUGUCUAUGGGACAAGGAGGAUGGUGGCCUAGGAGGAGGAGGAAGAAGACUUGCCCUUCACAGUGUCUGUGACAUAAGGAGAACAGUGUCGAGGGACAAGGCUGAGAAUGUUUGCUGACAGCAGACAGGACGUACAUGUCAAUAGGGUCAGCUUCAGUGUGACAGACAGAAUUAGCUGCAUGGUGCCCUGACCAUGGAAGUUGGCCUCAUCCUGAAGCGGCAACAUUAAGGAAACAUUGCCUUUCUACAGUGCCAACCCAAAACCAGAAAGCGCACAGCAGUAUUGAGUGACAUCAAGCACAAAUGGCAGCAAACCAGCUUUGGAUCAGUGGAUCUGGAACAUAAAUUCAUUGGAAUUGAGUUUUCUGUAAACUUUAAGGUCAUGCAAGGUUUAGAGGUAGAUGCAGCCUCAGUGUUGAACUUAAUCCAGCCUAAUAACAUUGUAGAUUAGCCUGUCUGUGGUGUGAACAGUCGCUUAAAACAAACCAAAAACAUAUCCCCCUCUGGCUGUUCAUCACAAUCCAUUUCUCAGACAAUGGGAGGCUUGGGGCAGGAAGUUCUGUUCCAAGGUGCAGUUCUGCAGGGAUUAGAUUUUUUCUGUAACCAUAUAAAUAGAAAAGUUUAAUAUUAUUCAUAAUUUCUUCUGUUUUAGCAGCCACUUUAACCUGUGUCAUCAAGCCAUAAUUAUCUGCAUAUUAUUUUAUGAGAAUCAUGCUUCAGCAUAGACAACAGCAUAAUCUUUGCAUCCCAGGCUCACAGUGUAAAAAUGAAAGUGUUCAGAAAGAGGAUCAGACAGAAGGGAGUUUCCCCCUAGAAAAUUCAGCAUUCUAAUGCAUUCUGGAUUUGGUAUGCAGUUUACUGAUAACGGGAAGAUGCAUUGCAAGUAACUUGAUAACUCAAUUCUCUUAAUAUGAAAGGAAGGGAAGACUCACCACUGGUUUUGGUGAGUCUUUGAGGACCAAAAAAGCACUUUGAAUUGUUCCAUUGACAUCUACUCUUGGCUCCCUUUUCUGAAUUAUUUAUGUGUUUUAUAUCAUCAGUAAUUUUUAAGAUCUAAGGGAACUGGAUCAGAAAUAAUACAGUGCCUUCUGAAUUGUGUAUGUACAAAAAAAAAAUUUCAGAGUAUUAAAGCAGUAGUAUUUUAUUUCUAGUGUCAGAUUAUAUUGGAUAUAAUGAAUGAAUGUAAUGGCAUCAACUGGAGUCAAUUAUGCUUUUGAAAUGUAACAUUUCAUCUGUUAAUUUAUUUUAUCUUUUUUUCUUCCCUCUGUCUUCUACUUGGUUGUUCUGCCUCAGAUUACAAAAUUAGUCACCCAGUUUGUAAUGAUAAUUGCAAAUGCAGAUGGUGGUCCUGUCUUGGUCUUCCCAUCCAUGCUUCUGGUAAUACAAAGCCAUGAGAACUAGCAGAUGAAGCUGGAGGACAGAGUGACUGUCUAUGGACAGAUUGUGCUGUACAGAUUAUCUGGUUCAGUUGAUUGAAAGUGUCUUUUUUGGAGAUUUAUUGGCCAAUGCUGAGCACUUCCUUUCUUUACAUUUAUGAAUGAAGGAGUUUUAGGAAGAAUUUGGAGUCAGUUGAGAAUUUGAAGGGGGCCAGGUAUUGAUUUGAAUCUGGUAAUAGGAUGGAUGAGCGGGAGGAGGAGCGUGGUAAACAUACAUAAUUUUGUCAGCAGAAAGGAGUGGUCAUCAGCAGUAAGAAAUAUGACACUUGCUGGUUGACAGUUACUGCUUGUGGGUGUAAUAGAAAUUGAUAUUUGCUAAGUAGGUUUUGAGUUUUGAGGUAUUUUAAUUACUCUGUCUUUAGGUGGAUGCCCUAAGCAAGAGUUUUCAAAAUGAUUACAAUAAAUAUUCAACAAAAACAUUUCACACAUGUUUAAAAAAGUGUGAUUGGUGUACAAAAACCAUAACACAGCUCAGAUUACAAAUAAACUAUAUUUUCUGGAGUAAAGUCUUGGGUUAUUAGAUACACAAUCAUGGUAAAUUUGAGUGUAAAAUCUUUACAGGUGAAAACUGGAUGAUGUAAAAUAACUUCAAAACGAGAAUGCAGAGAACUGGAUGUAUUCAUUUAGCAAGGAGAGUGGGUUAAAUGUUGUGGUUCUUUGAGUUUUACAUAUUGCUUUACUUCAGUUACUUGAUUUUUCUGGUGCCAUUUUGUUGUUUUACAGAGCAAGUAGUUCUGCAAAUUGUCUUUGGUUGUUGGGAUGUCCUGUGUUUGGGAUUAAGCAUAAGAGGACACUUAGAAUAAAAUGCUGCACCUAACAGUAAGCAUGAGAACAGUGCAGUAUGUUGUGAAAUAUCCAGAUUUACUAUCAAACAAGCAGCCAAACUACAUUAACCAAAAAAUAAAUUGAUGAAUAUACACACUGCCAGAAAUACACAAUAGCUUGAUCCCUUUGAUCAAAUUGCUCAUUUAACAUGUACCACACCAGGAAAUCUGGUGUGAAAUGAAAACACUUUUUAAUCCUGACACCAGUGUACUUGCUUGCAAAGAAGGCAGCAUUGAAGACUCAUGUAGUCAUCAGAAACAACCCAUUGUAUAGUACACAGUGGUUAAAGGCACUGAACUGUGGACUCAAAUCCAGUGUCUGCCCUUUUACCCUUGAACACAGUAGGGCAGAUUGCUUUUCUUCACACAUAUGACACCUUUCUGCUUUCCCCCCACUUUUUGCAACCUAGCGUUUCAGAAACAGAAUUGAAGAUGAUGUAGAGGGUGAAUGAUCUUGGGAAGUGUCAUCCUUCAUUGAAAAUUUCAGUGGUGGGGAAAGUUUACUUUUUAAGAUUUUAAGAAUGUAUCCUUUUGAAAGCCAUGCAUGCACGUAGGGUUUUGCAGAACUGAAGGACUGAAUUGAACUGAGUCAGAUGAUGGAUCAAGUGGUGUUAUCAGUUUUGAGUGAAUCCCAGCACUGGUGUAGGUAUUAGUACAAUGUGUUCAAGCUAUGAGACACAAGCACACUUUUGGGUGAGGGUCAAAGGCCUACCAGACAUAAAACACAAUCCUUGAUAAAAUGUUGGAAAAGAUAGCGCAUCUGCACAUAGCACAUUAGUGCAAAUAAAGUGCAGUAUAUUGUUAAACCUGUCAAUACCCAUGCGUGCGUGGCAUGAGAAAAUGCAACAACUGCAGGGAAUGUGGUAAUCAGAUAAAUACAAAUAACUACAGAAGUGGAUUUAUCAUGUGACAUUCACACACCCUGAGAGGGAGGCUCAAUGCAGUGCAGCUUAGACUUACCUUGUGCUGUGGUGGGGUUCUUCCAUCUCAGAUCCGCCCGAAGGACUCUGUAGGCUGUACCUGUGGAUCAGCAUUUUUCCAUUAAGACGUCAGUUAUUGAAAUGGAUUGAACUGUUUAGAUUAAGUUCUACUGCUAAGGUAUUGCUGCUGUAUCACUUUGUGCCCAUGCUUUCAUGGGCUUUGAAGAAUGGUGGACUUUUGAGUGAUUCAAUCUAUAGUUUCUUUUCUUAUGAGGGUAUAUAUGAGUGUCAGAGUUAAUAAGCUCUUUAAGAGGAAGCCAGACCUGAUGUCUCAGGGUGAAACAGAGCUUCCACUCAGAAGCACUGGCAGGGGGUGUUGUGCCAGCACACACACAAAGAGGAGAGCUGGGGAGAGAAAGCAGGGCUUUUAGGGACAGCAGAGCAAAGAGGAAACACAGUGAGGGGAGAGGAUGACAGAAGUACGAGGCAGUACGUGCGCACAUCUCCUCAGGCAGAAACGGCAUGCCGAGGCCUCACACGCCACAGCAGAGCCAAUGAAGGGGCUAUAGGCGCAAUGGAGGGACAACUGCAAGACCAGCGCAUGACUCCUACGUGUGGGCUUUCUGCCCAAGGGCAAGGGGAACAGGUGGGUUGGAGGGAGGGACCUUAUGAAGAAAUGCAUCAAUUAGACUUGUUGAUAUGAAAAGGAAAUACACUGUAUUUGGAUAACUAUGUGAAGACACCACUCCAGGAUGAAAUCACUGUACUGCUUUUGUGCUCAUGUUGCUUUGAGUUAAAUGUCAACAACAACAAAGGUUACCCUUAAGAGAGCAUACAGAUAUUGCUAAUAAAUCCCUUAUUUAAAAUGGACUGCUUACACUAGAGGCAUCUACUGUCUGAGGAGAAUUGCAACCCUUUAAAUUACACUUGGGCUGUCAGCUGGCCUUUUUUAAGAGCCCGUUCCCUUCUCGUUCUGUAUAGUGUGUCUGUUUUUACCUCAGUGAUCAAUCCUACAGUAUGUGUAAUAAGGCUGUCAAAUGCUUCUGGCAAAAACACAGGAGUAAAAUUGACAAAAAUCAAAUCAUUUAUUUAAAUGCACAACCAACCAGAAACCCACACCACCACACUGCUGAAAAAGUGAACCUCUUGCUCUGCAGCCACAAACCUGCCUGUCUUUUUGAAGACAGGUUAAUGGACAGUUGGUACAGGUGAAGCUUAUGAACUAAUGGCUGUCCCAGACAGUCACUACACAGACACAAUGAAACAAUUGCAGUGAACUGGUUUGCAGUGGAGUUGAUGGUGUGAGCUAAGCUCUUCCUUCACACUACAGAUAUGAACACCACAGUAGAUUUAACAAGAUCAAGAAGCCCAAAAUCUAUUCAUAACUAAUCUUUCAUCUUGCCUUAAACACUGAAGUGACUGUGGAAGGAGUAGCAUCAGAUCCUGUGAGCGAAUCUUUGGACUGGGUGGAAAAUAUGUGCAAUGAUUGUCCCAAACAAUGUCAGGCUGUGGGAAAGAGUAUAGUAUGUAUUUUAUGUGCUCACCUGCUUGGGGUCACAGCUCUAAGAAUUCAAACUGAAACCAUUCUGUUUGAGCAAUGCACUACUAAAUUUAGCUAAAUUUAGACUGCUGAUUAAACACUUUACUGAUGAUUCAACUGAUGAUUUCCAACAAUGGGCAUGACGUGUGGAAAAUGUGUUCAACUUCAACUUUUAGCACGUUACUUUCCUAAUAAAGAAGAAAAAAACUUUAAGUAGACAUUUUGGAUUUCUUCUGUUUGCAUUUAUAUUCCAACAUAGAAACAACAAGGUUUGUGGGAGAUCAGAAACCACAUCCUUUGUUUUUCUGAAGAAGAGUAGAUGUUUAAGGGCAGCAGACAGUGAGCAGUUAUUUUAAAAAGAUUGUUUCAGUUUGCACAGAAAGGCACCAGUUCUUCACAAUUUCACAGAACCAUAGAAUCCAUCAUUUAUUGGAAUAAGCUUAUACAUUCAC